AUGGUAUAUAUUAAUAUCCUAUAUGGUUUUAUAAUAUAUUGUUUAUUUUCUAUUUGUCGAGGUAAAGAAGAGAGUAAUGGUAGUUUUGUAUCGUUUGAAGAAUGGAAACAAUCCAAGAAGGAUGGUUCUAAUGAGAUGAUGGAUCCCAAUGCAGGUAGUCGUAGAAUCAGAGAAGUAGCAGAUCCAUCCUGUUAUCGUGGAGGUGAUAGUUAUGGUGAAGAGAUGGAGAUAGAACUUGGGUUUUUGGGAGGUGAAGAAAUUGAACCAGAAGGUCGUGUAUAUAAAGAUAAGUACAACUAUGCAUCUUUAGAUUGUGCUGCAACUAUUGUGAAGACGAAUUCUGAGGCUUCGGGGGCAACCUCAAUCCUAUUAGAAAAUAAGGAUAAAUAUUUAUUGAAUCCAUGUUCUGCUGAGAGUCAAUAUGUUAUUAUUGAAUUAUGUGAGGAUAUAUUAGUGGAAGAAGUGGAAUUAGGUAAUUAUGAAUAUUUCUCUUCUACGUUUAAGAUUGUUAAAUUUUAUGUAAGUGAUAGAUUACCUGUUACUAAGAGUGGAUGGACUGUUAUAGGAGAAUUUGAAGCUGAGAAUAGUAGACAAUUACAAUCAUUUAUUAUUGAAAACCCCAGAAGAUGGGCCAGAUAUUUAAGAGUAGAGAUUGUCUCACAUUUUGGAGACGAAUUUUAUUGUCCAAUCUCUAUGUUGAAAGUACAUGGUCAAACAAUGAUGGAUGAGUUCAAAUUGGGUGAGACAGAACCGCAAUGUGAGGAGAGUAGCAAUGAAGUGAGCGAAGAAACCGUAAGGGUAGCAGAAGGAAAAGGGGAAGAGGAAGAAGAAGAAGUUAAGAGGGACAGUGUAAUAGACGAAAAAACUGACCAAGACUGUACUGAAAAAAUAAAGGAUACUGAAAAAGAAGAUGUAAUCGUUAAGAAGAAAAAAGAUGAGUGUUCCCAAGAAGAUAUGUGUUUUGAGAACAAAGCAAAACAAUGGUAUGAGAAUAGUUUUCAUGUAUUUGAAGUGGUAUCGAAUAAGACAGUGGACGGUAAAAUAGUUGAUACAUGUUUGAACAGUACACAAACGCCUCUUAAUGCUGGUCAAAUGAGGAAGCCUACUGAGGAAUCCAUCUUCAAGAAUAUGAUUAAACGAUUGAAUACUUUAGAGAGUAAUAGUACGCUAACUGUGCAAUAUAUAGAGGAACAGAAUAGGCUCCUUACACACUCAAUAAACAACAGUAUUGCGGAAGUGUUAGGAAUAGUCCGUUCAGAGCUGGCAUUAGCCCAAAGUAUGACGGAUUUAAAAAUUGCAGUUAUACAAAGAGAGCAACGCUUUCUGAUAGCCUUACUAGUUGUAAUAAUUUGCAUAGCAUCAUUAUAUACCUUUGGUAAACGUAGUAAUAUAAUUAUAUAG
Molecule: messenger RNA, 1401 nt
Organism: Maudiozyma barnettii
Lineage: Eukaryota; Fungi; Ascomycota; Saccharomycetes; Saccharomycetales; Saccharomycetaceae
Gene: SLP1
Product: Slp1p
Exons: 1
Coding region: 1-1401 (466 amino acids)
Biological process (GO): protein folding in endoplasmic reticulum
Cellular component (GO): membrane; cytoplasm
Source: RefSeq, a predicted model, not a curated record